GUUAUAUAAGCUGGAAGUAAUAUUAUAUUGGUCCCAGAUGUAAGGUAGUCUAGUAAGUCUUUCUAGUGUGGAUUUCCGUUUCUAAAAAUAGAAAACUCGAAUCUGAGGUUUUGAAUACCUGAGCUGCUAGCUUUGUAUGAUUAAUUGGAUGAGUUUUGUGAGUAGAUAUUGCUCAUAAAUUUGGUGAAUGAAAAACUAACGAAAGGAAUUUAAAGGACACAGUAAACGCUCUUUAAGGCAUCAAAAUGCCUGUGUUCCACACGAAGACGAUCGAAAGUAUUCUGGAACCAGUGGCCGUGCAGGUGUCUAAGCUGGUGAUUCUUCAUGAAGAAGCAGAAGAUGGCAACGCAAUGCCGGACCUCUGCCGGCCCAUCCAAGUGGUCAAGUUGGCUGUCGACAAUCUGGUCAAGGUCGGCUAUGAGACGAUCAACUUCAGCGACGAUCAGAUUCUGAAGCAGGAUAUGCCCCCAGCCCUGCGCCGCGUUGAGGAGUCUUCCAUUCUUCUCCUCCAGGCCUCUGACAUGCUCAGAGCUGAUCCAUACUCUGCGCCGGCCCGCAAAAAACUCAUCGAGGGAUCAAGAGGCAUCCUCCAGGGCACCUCAGCUCUACUGCUUGCCUUUGACGAGUCUGAAGUACGGAAGAUUAUCCGGGUGUGCAAGAACGUGCUGGAGUACCUCGCUAUCACCGAGGUUGUUGACCGAAUGGAAGACCUCGUCACAUACGUCAAGAACCUGAGUCCAGUGUUGACCAGGAUGACCAAGGAGGUGGACACUAGGGAGAAGGAACUCACUCAUCAGGUUCACCGUGAGAUGUUGAUCCGGUCGUUGGAACAGGUGAAGAACCUUACUCCGGUCCUCAUUUCCGGCAUCAAGAUCUACAUCACCGCAAAACAGACCAACCAGGGAGUGCAAGAUGCCCAGACAAACCGUGACUAUGUGGUUCGGAAGAUGUCAGACGAGAUACAUGAGAUUAUUCGUGUUCUCCAGCUCACCACGUACGAUGAGGAGGAGUGGGAUGCAGACGACAUUGCUGUCAUGAAGAAGGCUCAGAGUGCCAUUGAACAGAAGAUGAAGCUGGCCCACGACUGGUUGGCUGACCCGUCUGCUCUGGUGGGCAGUUCAGGGAUGGUGAUAGAUAAUCGUGUCCUGUCAGGUGACAAGUCCCUGCGUCAGAUCCUGGAAGAUGCAAGGCGUAUCGCUGACUGCUGCACCAACCAAGAUGACAGGGACCGAAUCCUGAAGUCUGUCAGCAACCUUGAGUCCAUGAGCCAGGCUCUGUCUGAACUCAGAGCACAGGGCAAGGGCAACAGCCCCCAGGCGAUGUCCUUGGCACGCGAGAUGCAACAGAAGCUGAAGGAGUUACAGAAUCUCACUGGCACCAGCAUCGCCAACACAGAGCGUUCUGGCAUCCGCAAGCCUGCACCCACUGUUGAGGGGAAGGUGGACCAGGCUCAGAGAUGGCUCACAAACCCAGGGCUUGAUGACAGGGGACUUGGUGAGCAAGCCACUCGGAUGGUGGUUGCUGAUGGCCGGCGUGUAGCAGAAGGUUGCUCUGGUCCUCUCCGCUCUGACCUGCUCCGCCUAUGUGACGAGACAGAAAUACUCACCAACCAACUUGCGGACCUCAUUGCUAAAGGACAGGGUAACUCUCCACAGGCGAAGGCAAUAGCCCGGCACCUGUCUGAGAAGCUCCUGCAGCUGAAGGGCAAGAUCGAGGAAGCCCUCGUGAACCAGGUGGCUGAGGACUUCAUUGAUAUCACCACACCUCUUAAACAACUCACUGAGGCCGCCUCUGUACCACUUGGUACUCCAGGAAGAGAAGCCAAUUUUGAUGACAAGAGGCGGAACUUUGAAGCCCACUCGGCGAAACUUGCUGACACAGCUACCAUGGUGGCCACUGCUGGGGGAUGUAGGAACAAGAAAACUGUAGAGGAAAUCUUCAAGUCUUCAAAACAGGUGAAUGACCUGACCCCUCAGAUUACCACGGCGGCUAAGAUCGUGUUCAGUAACCCUGAAAACCAGGCAGCGGUUGAACACUUUGAACUGCUAAAGAAACAGUGGAGCGAUAACAUGGAGCGACUGCGUGGGCUGGUGGACGAGGCUGUAGACUCUACCGCUCUUGUCAAGGCUGAGGAGGAAGGCAUAUUGAGGGACACAGAGCGUGUUGAAGAUGGUAUUCGCACCAGAGAUUCGCCAAAGAUUGUCACAAAUGCAUCAAACAUCGCGCGCCGAGCCAACCGAGUCCUCCAGGUGGCACAGCAAGAGGCAGACAACAGUGAAGAUCCAAACUUUGUGGACAAUGUGAACAGAGCCUCUGAGCAGCUUAGAUCUACAAUCACCCCGAUGGUUCAGUGUGCCAAGGUUGUGUCCAUGAAUCCACAGGAUCCAGGGGCUGCUAACAACUGGCGGAAGACCAACAGUGGGUUGAUAGAUGCUGUAGGUGAGGUGCGUAAGGCGGUGGACACGACGCCCGAUUGCCGAAGAGCUGAGGAGAUGUUCCCGCCCCCGCCCGACCUCUCAGAGCUGCAGAUCUCAGAGCCGUGUUUCGUGGCGCCCCCUAGGUAUGCCCCACCUCCCCCCGCGGUGCCCCCACCGCCCGCCCAGGAAUUUCCCCAGCGGCGGGUGGUCCAGCAGGCGGCCCCGCGGGCUGCUGUUAGAGACCAGCCUGACGGCCCGGAUCCAAUAGUUUACAAUAGCCCCCAUAGUACACUUAGGUUUUAUCCAUCACCAGAUGCCGUCUCUGAGUGGGAAGCCAGAAAAUCCACGUCCAAGACUUCUGCUACUAAACCAAAACAUCAAGUUCACUACAAAAGUUUCAUGAUUGGGUCGCCAAAAGUUGAACAUAUUAGGUCCAAGAACUCUGCUAGAACUAACCCUUCACCCUCCUCUGAUAAUGAACAAGUCCAGUUGACAAAUUUCGCAGUCAUGCCGUUAUCGCCAGAAAAUGUUGCUAGGUCAUUGGCUAAUUUGUCUUGGUCAGCAAAAGAAAAAUCUGAUUUACCGAAUCAUUCAGAUGGCCUUCCUAUCCCUAUAUAUCAUGAACAAGCAGGAUUUCAAUCUAAUGGCUUCUUUCAAGGUUUCGAUAUGCCAGUGUUUGAUAUGCCAGAUAUGAACAAUUUAAUGACAAACUUAACACAGUCUGAGCACAGAGUGGCCACCAUUUCUCAACCAAAUGUAGUAGCAGAUUGGUCUCAAAGUUUCAGUGAUUUCAGUAACAAUGCUUCAUUCUCUUCCAGUCAAAUGCAAUCAAGCCAUUCUUAUUCUGCCAAUUCAUUUGCGACAGAUUUUGGUCAAAAUGGUUACUUCAAAGGAAGCAAUGGUCUAACUGAACGCAUUGUGCCCAUAGAAAUUGAAAAGAACGAAAAUGAACUGCAAGAAGUAUCUGAUGUCAUCAAGAAAUACACAAAAGUCUCUGUUGUUAAUCCUAAAACUGUUUCCAAGAAAGAAACUAAGAAGGAAUAUUCAGAAUUGACUGUUACACCUGCAGUUACUGAUGUCAUGAAAAAAUACACAAAAGUCUCUGUUGUCAAACCUAAAACUGUCACAGAGGAAUUCUCCAGUGUAUCAGCUACACCACCUGUAACUACUAAUGUUACUAAAAAAUAUGCCAAGGUGUCUGUAAUUCCACCUGUCAAGAAUGUUCUAGACCUGGCUGUCAAGGAAACAGUCAACCUGGCCACCAAACCUGCUUCAAAGCGAUCUCGCUUCACUAGCUACUCAUACCUGAAAUUUGAUCAACCGAAACAGAAAGCCAAAAGAAUAUCAUUUUCUCCGAAGCAUUACUCACAAAAGAGUUUCAGAAUUAACAGUCCAAAAACUACUGGUAGUCAGACUGUCAGUGCAUCUGUUGCCUAUUCUGGAAACUGUGGAGCCAGGAGAAGGGACAGAAGGUCUUUACUUGUUAAACCAUUAUGUGAGAAAUAUGAAAUGAUGAUUGGGUCAAGUGGUGCCUCAUCUGAUGAAGAAAGUGGCCAGAUUUUCAAAGAACGCUCAAACACCAAAAUCUACCAUCCAAUGUGUGGUAGCUACAAAAGUAUUAAACUUUCCCCAGUUCCCUCUGGCACAAAGUGUAAGACUUCCGGUAGAAGUAGUAUAUUCAUUGUCCCCAAAUAUCUGCGUAGCAGGAGUCAGCAAAAGACCCAGUUUGUCGUGCCAGCGCUUCGCUCCAGCCUCUCUUCUUCUAAUACACGUAGAGCACCCAUGAAGAAGCAGCAGCCUCCAGUGCCUCAGAGGUCGGCACCACCCCCGGUCCCGGCUCCGCCCAUUCCCCCACCACCAGCGUGGGCAGCAUACAGUCAAGAUGGUCCACCACGCCCACCAUUACCAUCGGAUACAAUGCCGCCACGCCCACCUCCGCCAGAGACAGACGAUGAAGAAGACUUCCCUGUGCCACAAGAGAACCAGCCUAUUAUGAUGGCAGCCCACAUGUUGCACGAGGAGGCCAAGCAGUGGUCCAGCAAGGACAACGAGAUAAUCGGUGCUGCCAAGAGGAUGGCCUUCCUCAUGGUCAGGCUCUCACAACUUGUCAGGGGAGAGGGUGGAACCAAGAAGGACCUGAUUUCGACCGCCAAGUCCAUCGCAGAAGCCUCAGAGGAGGUAACACGCCUUGCAAAGAAACUGGCAGCUGAAUGCACCGACAAGAAAAUGAGGACGAAUCUGUUGCAAGUGUGUGAGAGAAUCCCCACAAUCGGUACCCAGCUAAAAAUACUCUCCACCGUGAAGGCUACAAUGCUAGGAGCUCAGGAGCCGAUCCCAGCCCCUGAUGGCAGCGAAAUAGCCUGUGGUUCUGAGGAGGACCAGGAAGCCACGGAGAUGCUGGUCGGGAAUGCCCAAAAUCUGAUGCAGGCCGUCAAGGAGACUGUGCGAGCGGCAGAGGCUGCCUCAAUCAAGAUCCGUGUUGACUCUGGAUACACCAUCCGCUGGCUGAGGAAACGACCCUGGUACACGUGAACUGUGUCAUCACCGUAGCAACCACGUCACCAUGACUACCAGCUUAGAUAGAUAGAACAAUGAAUUCAACAUUUUAAUGAUUGUUUGUCAAAUUUUAGAAGUAAAAAUAUUGUGAUACAGUAGUAGGGAGAUGUUUUCAAGAGAGUAUUGGGAUUGUUACAUCUUUUUGAGUUAUUUAUGAAUGGUGCUGAAUUUGUUGAUACAUAAUUUAUUGGGUUGUUUGAUCAUUAUUUUUAUACAUCAGUUUUCAUUGUUAUUUAUAAAUCUUGAGCCAUGAUCAAUACCAUUUUAUGGUUCGAUUUAAACCUGCAUCUUCUAUGCAAAAAAUGAUUUAUCAUUAUUUAUAUCAAACAAAUGCGUUCCCUUCGAGUUUUUAAUAGAUAUAACUGUUAUUGUACAUACAACAAAUAAAGAAAAUCAGAAAAAGAAUGAAACUAAGAAACACUGGUCGAUUUAUUUUGAAAAGUUAUAAAAUGUAUAGCGGACUGUAUUUAUGCAAUAUUUAAGUAAUAAUUGUUAUGCAUGAUGCCAUAAUGUAUUUGUAUAUUUGUUAGUCUUGAUACUAGUAUUAUUUCACUAAAAGGACAUAUUCUUGUUGUGUUUUCUACUAACCCACAUAUUUCCCUCGUAUUGUGAUUUGUUGUUUUCAUAUUUAGGCAUUUUAUAUAAAUUAUACAAUUAUUGUUUUUAAAUAAUUGGCAUUCUUGUCAACAUUUCAAUUCAAUGAAAUAUGAUUUCAUACAUUAAGCCUGAUUCAGUUUUAAGUUUUUCAAUACAAGCAUCUGCAUGUUUCUUUGCCUUUUCUACAGGACAUACACAGCAUUCAAAAUGUUGGAUUAGACUUUAUUAUGACAUGGUUUAUUAUUAUAAUUAAUUUGCUUGUAUUGCAGUUCCUGGUCCUUGUCAUAAGAUGGAGAUCAUUUCUUUAAUAACCCAUUGCUUAGAUAACCCCUGGAAGUGCAUCAUUUAUGUUGGUAUUUUGUGUGUAUCAGCUUUAUAUCAUCCAUACCAAGCACAUAAUGCCUCCUUACCAACUCACCAUUAUUAACGAAACUUUACCCUGAAGUGUUCAUGAGCAAUACUGUCAUUUGUUCAAGAGAUUUUACUUUUUUCCACAGAAGUCCAUUGUUAUCUAUUGUAUUGGUAUCUCCUAUGCUGAAGAUUAAUUUUGCAUGAAUUUGAUAUUUGCCAGUAUCUUUUUUACCUCUCAAAAAGAUAAUGUUAAUCCACUUUUAAUGAUAAUACUCUUAACCAUUCUGCAUGUCAAAGAACAGUGUUUUAAUUUGUUCUCAAUUACAAAGAGUGCAUAAUUGAACAAAUUUAAUAUUAAAAGUAUUCAUUUCUUGAUGUCUCAUUAUGUUCAUAUAUGUAAUUCUAUGUUUCAAUCAUUCAUCUAGUUAGUAUGAAUUAUACCAUGUUAGACUGUAGGAUAUUUCCAUAUAAAGUGCAAUUAUUUAGGCUUUUAGGAUCUUGAUUUCAUCUAGAGAUAUUUGAUUUUUAAUCUGCUUGAUAUUUAACAUGCUUCAAGUUUUAUUAUUGUAUUGUAUUUUGCCGAUAGUAGGUUUAUAUCUGUUAUUUUCAAAUAAAACUUUACCAAAAGGUU
Molecule: messenger RNA, 6552 nt
Organism: Mya arenaria
Lineage: Eukaryota; Metazoa; Mollusca; Bivalvia; Myida; Myidae
Product: vinculin-like
Exons: 27
Coding region: 246-4949 (1567 amino acids)
Biological process (GO): cell adhesion
Cellular component (GO): actin cytoskeleton
Molecular function (GO): actin filament binding; structural molecule activity
Source: RefSeq, a predicted model, not a curated record